This is a messenger RNA of Rhineura floridana, 9306 nucleotides long. RefSeq names its product MN1 proto-oncogene, transcriptional regulator (gene MN1). Gene Ontology annotation, biological process: regulation of DNA-templated transcription. The record is from RefSeq and is a predicted model, not a curated record. Lineage: Eukaryota; Metazoa; Chordata; Lepidosauria; Squamata; Rhineuridae. Bases 365 to 3931 code for a protein of 1188 amino acids. The transcript has 2 exons.
GUGAGAGCGAGCGAGCGGCGAGCGCAAAAGAGGCAGGCGCGCAGGGCAGCUCCCAGCACCAGCAGCUCCACGCUGCGGAGGAAGAGCGGCCCGCCCGAGCAUCCUGCGCGGCCCGCCCGAGCAUCCUGCGCGGCCCGGCUCCCUGCUAGCGGAGUCCACGAGCUGGAGGUCGCCGGCGGAGCCCCGUGCAGCUGCCACCGGCCGCUCCAGCCCCGGAGAGCAGCAACUUUCCCGCAAGAUGUGAGCCGGCCGCGCAGGGCGCCGUCGCCGGCUACAGCAGCCCGCUUGCCGGCCGUCAUGUCCCCCUAACCUGCGGCCGAGGGAGCCAGCGAGCCGGGCCGGGAAGGAGCGGGCCGGCGGGGAGAUGUUCGCGCUGGAGCAGUUCGAGCCGCAGGGCGGCGGCGGCAGGAGCGGCGUGCCGGGCGAGCGUGGCGGAGGCAGCGGCGGCGGGUUCGGGCAGGGCAUCAGCUCGCACUUCAAAGCGUCGCCCUUCCACGGGGGGGCCUCCGGCGGCGGCGGCAGCAGCAGCGAGUCGGCGGCCCUCAGCGCCCUGGGCGAGCCCUCUUCGGCCAUGCUGGCCAUGAACCUGAACUUGCCCGGGGAGGCGUACAGUUUCCACGCCUCCCGCGGCGGGGCUCACUCGGAACUGCAACAGGCCCAGCCGGUCCACGGGUUCUUCGGCAGCCAGCAGCCUUCCCAUGGCGCCCAGCAGCAACCGCCGCCGCCGGCACCCUCGCACUUCGGGGCCGGGUUCGGGCCCGAGCCUAGUGCCUCGUGCUUGCACGGCGGGCGGCUCCUCAGUUACCCGGGCAGCCAGCAAACCUUCGGGGCGGACGGCUACGAGCAACAUCUGGCCGAGGGCCAGGCCAGCGGCGACGGGUUCGGGCAACAGAGGGCGGGUUCGCUCCAGGACUUCCAACCGCAACCGCACCACCACAACCCUGGCGUGCCGGCCCCUUGCCUCCCGCUGGACCAGUCGCCCAACCGCGCUGCCUCCUUCCACGGCCUGCCGGGCACCACCUCCUCGGAGCCGCACGGCCUGGACUCGCAGAGGCGCCUCCCCACCCAAGGGGCAGCCGCGGUGGAGCCCCUGGAGUACAGUUACCCAAGCAGCGAGGGUCAUUUCGACUUACCCGUGUUCUCGCCGUCGGAGGCCGACGGGCAGCUGCCCCACUAUGGGGCCGGCAGACAGCAAGUGCCGCCGGGCGGGGGCAACUUCCCCGGGCCCUCCUCGGCCUUACCGCGAGCCCCCGGCGGCAUGGGAGGGAUGGGCAAGGUCCACCCCCAGCAGCAGCAGCAGCAGCAGCACAGCGGCGUGUUCUUUGAGAGAUUCGGGGGAGCUCGCAAGAUGCCCGUGGGUCUGGAGCCGGGCCUGGGCGCGGGCAGGCAUCCUUUAAUGCAGCACCAGCAGCAGCAGCACCACCCGCCCCCCCCGCCGGGGGCCCUCCUGGCCAGGCAGAACUCCUGUCCGCCCGCCCUCCCCAGGCAGCAGCCCUGCCCCGAGGGCAGCGCCGCCAACCCAGGCCUGCAGGACAGCAGCGGCGGCGGCCCCAUCUUACCAGGCCAGCACUCCCAGUUCGAGUAUCCCAUCCACCGGCUGGAGAACAGGACCCUGCAGCAUCCCUACGGGCCGGGCGAGCCGGUGUUCAACGUCCACCACCACCACCACCCCGCGCCGGCUCAACAGCCCCCCAACCAGCGGCUGCAACACUUCGACGCGCCCCCGUACAUGAACGUGGCCAAGCGGCCCCGCUUCGAUUCCUGGGGCGGCGGCGGCGGCGGCAUGCACGGCCCCGGCCUGGACAGCCACCUCUCGCCCUCCGCUGCAGCCUACGCGGGCUUGCCGGGAGACUUCACGCCGCCGGGAGCCGAGAGCUUCCCGCCGCCGCCUGGCGCCGACCACCAGGCGGCUCUCCAGCAGCAGCAGCGCCACAACGCCGCCCUGAUGAUCAAGCAGAUGGCCGCCUCCCGGAGCCAGCAGCGCCUCCGCCAGCCCAGCUUGCAGCAGCUGGGCCACCAUCACGGCCACCCCCACGGCGAGCCCGCUUUCGAGGGGCAGGAGGGCGCCUGGUUCCCGGCCCCGCCGCCGCCGCCACAUCCGCCCGCAGCGCCGGCGAGCGCCGGAGACUUGCUCUUUCGGCCAGGGGUGGGCGGCGGUAUGCCGGGUCUGGAGCCGCCUCCGCUGCGGAUUCCGUCGGGGGGCGAAGGACAUGUGCCCUCCCCUGGCAGCCUUCACGGCCAGUUUGGUCUGAGCCCGCCCUCGGAGCGCAGGCCGGGCCCGCCCGACUUCGCCGCCCAGCAGAGCUUCCCCUUCGGCGCGUCCGGCCGCCAGGCCGCCACGCACAGCGCCGCUCCCGCCUCCUACGGGCCCCCGACGGACUUCCAGCCCUCUGGCCCCGCGCCACCCCGGCCGCCGCCGUCCAGCAGCAAGCUGGGCGCGCUCUCGCUUGGGUCCUUCUCUAAAGGGAGCGGAGCAGGUGGCGUGGGGGGGGGCCCGGGGGGCAGCGGAGGCGGCUCCGCGGGCCCCAAGGAGAGCACCGGCCUUUUCGGGCAGAGCUGUCUGGCCGCCCUCUCCACCGCCUGCCAGAACAUGAUCGCCAGCCUGGGCGCGCCGAACCUCAAUGUCACCUUCGGCAAGAAGGGCGCGCCGGCCGCGGUGGCCGGGGGCGUCGGGGCGGGCAGCGAGGGCGCAAAGCGCAGCAAGCUCAGCCCAGCGGAGCCCCCAGACCCGGGCACCACCGGACCCCCGCCGCCCGCCGCCGCCCCACCGCCCCCCCAAGCCGAGAGCGGCUUGUCCCCCAAUUAUUCGCCUGGCCCGGGCCCCGACGUCAAGGCAGGAGGUGGACGGGGCAGGGGGCGCAGGAAACGGGACAGCGGUCAUGUCAGCCCGGCUGGCGGCGGCGGCGCUGCUUUCUUCGACAAGUACGGUCCAACGGCCGGGGUGGAAGGCGGGAGUCCCGGGCAGGGCGGGGAGCGAGGCGGCGGCACCCCGCAUCUCCACGAGCCCCACAAGACCCUUAGCUCCCCAGCUUCCGCCUGGGCCAAAGGGGGCAGCGCGGACCUUCUACUGCCGCCGGCCCCGGAGCAGCCCGAGCUCCUGCCCACCCUGGAUAAGGCCGACUCCUGCUCACCUCGUGGCGGCGGCGACUUCCCCGACGAGGCUGGUAACGAGGACGAAGUGUCCUCAAGUUCCGACAACCAGCUGGCCAAAGGCUGCCCUGCGGGUCGAAGUCCGGCCCAGGCGCGUCCGGGGGAGCACGCACUGCUGAACGGACAGAAGGCCGCCCUGGCCCAGCUCGGCCUUCACAGCGGGGGCGGCAGCAGCAAUUCUACCUCUAGCCCCGACAGUUACGGCGGGGGCCCCCCCGCCAGCGCCGGCGCGCCGCUCCAGGAGGAGAUCCACCCGCUGGAGAUCCUCCAGGCGCAGAUUCAGCUCCAGCGGCAGCAGUUCAGCAUCUCCGACGACCAGCCGCUGGGCCUCAAGAACGCCAAGAAGCCCCCCGACGGCCCCGCGGCAGGAGCGGGAGGCGGCGGCGGGCAGAACGGGGACAGCGCCGAGCUGAGCAGCUGCUGCGCCGCCUCCGAGAGCGGCAAGGGCGCGAUGAGCACCAUCGACCUGGACUCGUUGAUGGCCGAGCACUCCGCCGCCUGGUACCUGCCCGGCGACAAGGUCCUCCUGGAGGGCCAGGAAGACAAGGCCCUGGCGCCCUGGGAGAAAGCCAAGCCACAGCACCCGGGCAAAGAAGCCCAUGACCUCCCCUCGAACAAGACCUCAGCCACGGCACAGACUAGCAGCCACUUGCAGUGCCUUUCUGUCCAUUGCACGGACGACAUGGGCGAGGGGAAGGGCCGGACGGCAGUGCCGACGUGGAGAUCCCUGCACUCGGACAUCUCCAACAGAUUUGGAACUUUUGUGGCUGCCCUGACUUGAAGAAGGAGAAGGAGAAGGAUGGGGGGCAGGAAUUAUUCUUUCUUUCUUUCUUUUUAUGUUUAAAGGGCCACUCCUGGUAGUUGGACUAUUUUUCUAGGUUGGUACCUGCUUAGCAGCAUAGAGACUGGAAAGGGUUAAUUUAAAAUAAAACUCACCUUGAUUUUUUUUUUAAAAAAAGUCUUUCACCAGGGUAUGUUCCUACUGCCGACCCUUCUGCAGUUUGCCCACGUUCCAUAAGACGAUGCACCUGCCCGUGACUGCUCUGAGCAUCCCUUUCUAGUUGAGGCCUUUUCUAUCUCUGUGUGUGUCAGAACAAGACAAGACUUUUUUCCUUUCCCACCUACCCCUUGUUCCAUACUGAUUGGAAGGGACAUCCCGAAGAACGCCAUCAGGGGUGAAAUACUCCUUGAAGUGAAACUGCCACUCUAAAGCCAUGGAGAGCUUUCACCCCUCCUGCAAGUCAAGCCAAGGAGUCAGUCUGUGCUUUGUCUUUCCAGAGAGAGAAAGCUGGAGGGCGUGGGGAACGCAAGCAAUUCUCCUGCUCCUGGCUGCUUCCCUGUCCUACACCUCCCUCCCGGGGGGGGGGGCGGCAAGUGGGCUCUUCCAUCUGCCCAGGUAGCAGAGGGGGCCUUUCCUCCCCCCCCUCCCUCUCCUCUCGUCUCCUGGCAGUGCUGGCCACCUUGGGGAAGAGAGUGGAGGAGAGGGAGGCGGAGUCUGCCUGGUUUGGGGGCCACUGUCAGUUUGUUAACAGGCAAUUGAAAUGGGGAUUUAUUUAUUUUUUAUUAAAGGAAGCUGGAUAGCCCCCUUUGUCAUCCUGUGGAGGAGCCGGUCUGAAGUAGCCGAGGGCAGGAGAGGCCACAGAGUUCUGCAAGCUUCUCCAGCAUGGCAGGGCUGAGCGUUCCACCUACCAAGUGCCACUUUCCCUUGUGAAGGCAGCGCUGCUGGAAAACACGAGUUUCACUGGACAGUGAAGUUUGGAGUGGGGGGGGGGGGAAGCCGGAAUCUGAAGUGGCCAUCACCAUUUGGGCAGACGUAGCACGUGCUGACUGGCCCUUGGCUGAGACCUUGUGGAGCUCCAGUUUGUAGAGGAGAGGCCAAGAGGACUGUGCCCUUCUGGAGGCUUUCACUGUCAUGGAAGACAAUAAAAAGAGACUGCAGAAGGGGGCUCUGUGCUUCCUUCCCUCCCAUCUCUUUAGAGCAUUAUUGGCACCACUGGGCAAAUUUUUCCAGAACCCACAAGAGGAGAGUCAAUAGGCUUUGUGUUUGGGACAAGGCCACUGAGGCAGAGCUGCCAUCCCUGCCCUGUGCAUCAGCCCCUCCGCUGUCCCUUCUUUGUUUGCCAUGCGCAACAGCCACAGCACACCUGCAGGGGUGUGCUGUGGCUCCGCAGGCCGAGAGUGGCUCACUCUGGCAAAGGGCCGCAGGGACCGUGGGUGCUUCCCAAGGAAGGAGGGAAGGAGCUGCCCAGUUUGGCUCUCUCAGUCUCUCAUUGUUGCAGUCUUGAAUUUGGUCCUCCACAUUCUGCAGCAAUUUGUGCUUGUAUUUUUUUUUAUCCUCAUGAAAAUUCUCCAGCAUUUUUGUGCAAAUUUCUCUCAAUAAACACAUUUUUGUCUGCCGUUUUGAGUAACGUACACAUUUUUCAAGCAAUUUCUCCUGAUAUCAUGCAUUUUUGUAUGUUAUUUUCACUAAUACAUUCAUUUUUAUGGACACUUCCCCUCAUGUGUGCAUUUCUGUAAACGUGACUUGGUUGGAGAACUGCAUUGAACAGUUCGGAGAAGUGCAAAUUUGGAAGGAUGGCUGCGCUUCGGUUCUCACAUUGUUUUGGAAAGUGCAAAUUCAAUAAAUUUGGCUUUAAAUGUGACCUGAAUCGAAUUUCUCACCCAUCCCUAUUCCAGAGUGAGGCAUUGUGGGUCAGGUGGCCUCAAAAGUUAUCUGUGCCAUUUGCCACAACAGCAGCAAAUGACCACUUAACCUUCAAGAGCUGCACAAGCAAUCUGUGGGGCCAUUCACCAGAAUAUGUCGCUCUGAGGAAGGGCCUUCCUCAGAGUGAGUCCUGGACAUCCGAUGCUGUCUGUGAGCAACCCUGUGAUCCCUUCGCUCCAGGAGCACCCACUGGUAAGCAGGGAGAGGCUAGGCGAGGGCAGGGCUUGCAACGUUGCCACCUUUUCCAAUCCGCUGCCUGAGGCAAUGUGGCGAGCGGAACGGGGGGGGGGGGCUUAAGUGCAGGCGCACACGUGUGUGUAUGAAUUUGAAAAGGCUCCUCUGUGGUCUGAGGCCUUAGGAGAUGCCAAAAAAGGGUUGGAAUGUCCAGAUGCGAUUUCUGCAGCCGCUGUAGUGAUUUGGGUGUCUGGCAUACAAUGCACAGGUCCUUUUUGCUUUCCAGUUUCUGCUGCUUCCAUCCCUGCACUUCAAGGAUACUCUUGCAUGUCCCAAAUACAUGCACACACACACACUCUCUCACGCACACUUUUCCUCUUCUGGAGAGCAAACGCUACUUUGGGCCAGGUGAGACAGACUGAGCAUGAUAAGCAGGCUGAUCCGAACACAUUUGUGAUUCAAAGGGCUUAAUCCCAUAGCAUGCUUUAGGUCAGGUGUGGGGAACCUGUGGCCCUCCAGAUGCUGCUAAACUGUAGCUCUCAUCAGCCCCAGCAAACAUGGCCAGCAGCCAAGGAUGAUGGUGGGAGCUGCAGUUCAGCAGCAAUUUAAGAAUAAUGAAAUAUGGAGGGCAAAGUUUUCCCCCACCUGCCUUGAGGGGCUCGCGUGCCUGUCGUCUUUAGCUUCUUGAAGCUCCAGGAGUGAACGGUGACUGGCUGCAUUGCCUUGAUCCUCUUAGAUCAAGAUCACAGCAAAGGGAAGCCCUAAGACCUCAAACAGUUUCGGGUCUUGAGAUCAGCAUCCCCAUCACCCCCACCCAAAAAGAGAGCCAAGUUGGUUACACCUGGCCAGGCCGCUGCCUUUCAGGUACAGCUCAUUACUUGAUCUGCUACCGACCAUUGGGGAUUCUUCCUUCAACCAUAAUACUUCCAAGCUGUGUACAUAUUAAGGUCACAGGUGAUUAAAAAUAAUUUUAAAAGUUGUGGAGUGGGGCAGUUCCUCCUCUGCCUUGGCCUCACGGUCUGCAGUUUCCUAACACCUUUUUUUUCACCUGGUUUGUUUACUUUAACUGGGGGAAGGGAAAGCCACCACCUCUUUCUUAAACCCAAUAAAUUCAAAUGGAAAUGGAAAUGGCCUGCCUUCAAGUUGAUCCCGACUUAUGGCGACCCUAUGAAUGGGGUUUUCAUGGUAAGCAGGAUUCAGAGGGGGUUUACCAUUGCCUCCCUCUGAGGCUAGUCCUCCCCAGCUGGCUAGGGCCUGCUCAGCUUGCCACAGCUGCACAAGCCAGCCCCUUCCUUGUCCGCAACUGCCAGCUGGGGGGCAACUGGGCUGCUUGGGACUAUGCCGCUUGCCCACGGCUGCACAGGUGGCAGGGCAUGUAACCCCUGAGCCACUCACUGUGGGGUGAUCUUUAGCUGGUCCUUGACCCCCAGGAGACACGUGCGGGGAUUUGAACUCACAGACUCUGGACUCCCAGCCAGGCUCUCCUCCCCACUGUGCUAUACCACAUGAAGGCAUUUUAAAUGUCUACUCAGACGUCUGUGAAAUUAUUUUCUUCUAGGUAAACUAGAUUUCACACUUUUUUCCCCUCUCUGAGAUUUGCAACCCAAGGUGGUUAGAGUUUUUGGUCUCUUCCACACAUGUUGGCUGAACAUUCAUCCUGAUAGGUUUGCACAAAGUUUGUGGGGAGUUUGGACAGCAUUGGCCGAGCAUUCAUUCUGAUUUCUUUCCAAGGAGAUUAUGCGACAUGGCGUCAAGCAGCCAUUAUCCCAUCCUCUCCUGUGCAUUUUGCUGUCACUUUCCUGAUUAUUAAAAAUUUGGGUUUAUUGUGCAAGAGCUCCAAAUCCACUUUAAUUGCUGGGUUGUGGUUUAAUCCCACCCGGAAAUAGCACCAGCAUGCAAGCACAUGGAUGAGCUUGACUGUUGCUUCAGCCCCCUGCUCCGCCCUUCAGCCAAAAUUAAGAGCAGGGAGGGCUGGGUUGCAGAGUAGCUUCCACUUCUGCCUGUGAGGAGGACCCAGGUUUGGCUCUCCAGGGGAUGGGUCUUGGAGGAAGAGCCAGAAGAGCCUGUUCUCUCCUCAGACCAGGUGCAUGAGCCGUUUGCUGUCAAUGCUAGUCUGGAAGGACUGUUGGCCUGGGUGCAUUUUCAUCAUACCACAAAAAAUUUUUUCCUCUUUUUAAAAAAAAAUUAUGCUUCCUUGAAAAAAUCAACACAGAUGAAAUCCAAGUGUUAAAAUAAUAAGAAAACAUAAGAUUUAAUAAUAGUAAUGAAAAGGAAAUUUUAAAGCCACUUAGUAGGUUAAACUCAUUCAGGCAGUUGGAAAAAUGUUUCCCACUGAAAUCUUUUCAUUGCUGAAAAAUAUUUUACAGUCUAAAUAAAUAGAUAAAUAAAAAUAUCAGCAAAUCCCUAGCUACACAUUGCAAGCAAAAAUGCUUCAGAAGCUAAACUGUGCUCAGCUUUCUUUGACUUGGUCAGAAAUCACAGGAAAUCUGCUGUAGAUUUUCAUAUUGGGCACAAAUUGGUAUUUGUUGCUUGCCCAUGACCUUGAGAAUGGGGGACAGUCUGCUUUCUUGACUGUCAGGAAAUGCUCUCCGCUGCCCGCCCUAGCUUAUUUCUUUUGGAAAGCAGAACCAUAAUCAAGUUAAUUUGCUCUGACAUCAGCCUGAUUCUCUGCAAGCUACAGAACCCCCUUUCCUUGAAUUCCUAGAUUUCACCUCUCUUCAACAAGGUCUGGAUCUGUUCAGCAGAAUUCUUUUCUCUUAUGAAGAAAAGUGAUCUAAGCUAGCAACAUCGGACAAGCCAUUUCAGCAGAGAUAUUCUAAAAUAAAAAAUAAAUAUCAGGGGACUCCAAAUUUGCUGUGUUCACUACUCCCAAAACAACUGUAGCUUUAAAAACAGUUUUCUAAAGCAAAAGGGGUUAUUACUUUGUAACGAAUAUAAUUCCUGAAAAAGAAAUCCCCCAAACCCUGACAAAAUCCUUAACUGCAUAGCAAAUUCAGCCUGACAAACAUUAUUGCACAUGUAAGAUAUGAAUGUGGAGGGCAAUCUGUAAUCUACCCCUUUCCCUCCCUCCUCUCUGCCCCCCUUUUUUCUGGGACUUUUGUUUAAAUUCAUUUCUCAAUGCUUGGUUGGAAGACUGUGACAAAAGCUCAUGAAAAGUGAGUGUUAUUUUUUCUUUUUUAAAUAUGUAAAGUGCAGUCUUCUGUAUUCAUGCAUAUUGUAUAUAUCUGUAUAUGUUUUACUGAGCAACUAAAUAACAAUAAAUAUGAUGUUAAUGGUGA